CGUUAUGAUCAAAUUAAUAUAUGUGAUGGUUUUAUGUAACACAGUGUUGACUAUGCCGAGUUUUAAAAGUCAUAUAUUAGGCCAUUAAUCGUCCUCUGACCCCACAGAACCUCGUCAUCGCAUCAAACUGACGGUCGUACAGUAAGCUGUCAAAAGCUUGUUGCUUAAAUCUGUGCUGCGCGACAACGUUAAGGAAGAAAUUGGGUCGGACACGCUUUAAUUCUGUGAAGAGGACAAGAAUCGGAGUAGUUAUUGAACAGACAGUUUGAAAGCACUUAACAUCUUGUUAUCGUUAGUUCAAUUGCUGUGUCGUCCGUUUGUUCUAGCUGCUGCGUGAUACCAUUUCCUGCAGGGUUGGUCAGUCUUGAUGAUGAGGUCAUCAAAAAAAGUGCCUUCAAGAAGACAACCCCAGUCUGAAGCUGGUCCAUGAUCACAGUUGGCCUGCGCUCUCUUUAAUGUCACACUUAAGUACCAACACCGUAUACCUCAGCUGCAAGCCAGUUUGCACACAUCAACCUGAGUUUGAGCCAUAAUAUAAGAUGAAAGAGCCGUCAGAGAAUAAUGACCUGAGAAUGUUUAACUAAAGUCUCAAGCCUGUGUUCCCUCACUUGUUUGAUCUUCAUGGACACUUUCAGUUCGGGAAUAGAUACACUUGAAUUUGAAACUGGUGCAGCAAAAAACAUGUCUGCUGUUAUUUCCUGCUGAUGGAUGAUUUCUCUGCUCCAGCUAAUGGAGGAGUCAUUGAGUUGGCUUAAAAGAAGAUAGUGUUGCACCUUAAAGAUACAUGUUUGAUUAAUUCCUAGCUUUUGCCUAUUUUUUAUGUCUUUAGACCCUAAAGUUGAUUUUAAACAUUUAUUGUGAGCUUGAAAUUCAUGGGCAUGGCGUUGAAUAUGGCCACAGUAAGAGACACAAAAUGGCUGACGUUGGAAGUCUGUCGCCAGUUCCAGCGAGGAAACUGUUCACGCAGUGAUGAGGAAUGCAAAUUUGCACAUCCUCCGAAGAGCUGCCAGGUUGAGAAUGGAAGAGUUAUUGCCUGCUUUGACUCUCUGAAGGGAAGAUGCUCAAGAGAAAACUGCAAGUAUCUCCAUCCACCUUCGCACUUAAAAACCCAGUUGGAGAUAAAUGGGCGUAACAACCUCAUCCAGCAGAAGACAGCAGCAGCUGUACUUGCCCAGCAGAUGCAGCUCAUGAUCCCCGGACCCAGUCUUCAGCCUGUGCCAACAUUUCCCGUUACACAGGGACUUGGCACUAAUACUAGUCUUGGGUAUGGUUCAUACAUCGGGCCCUUGAGUCAUGGAAUGAGCCUCAUUCCCUCAGACAUCCUUUCCAGUACCCCGGUUCUUGUUCCUGGCAGCCAAGCUGUAACGGUCCAGUGCUCGUCCUCCUCUUCUUCCUCUUCUUCUUCUUCUCCCUCACAGAAGCAGCAGCGUACAGACAAAUUGGAGGUGUGCCGCGAGUUUCAGCGGGGAAACUGUUCAAGAGGGGAGACAGAUUGCCGCUUUGCUCACCCCAGUGACAGCCCAAUGAUUGACGCCACUGAUAACACCGUCACUGUUUGCAUGGACUACAUCAAGAGCCGCUGCUCCAGGGAGAAGUGCAAGUAUUUUCACCCACCUGCACACUUGCAGGCCAAAAUCAAAUCCAGUCAACAACAAGUCACUCAAACUGGCAUGGCAACCCAGGCCACAGCUGCAGCCAUGACUCAGUCGACUGCCAAAGCAAUGAAGCGACCCCUCGAGGCAACUGUAGACCUGGCCUUUCCACACAGUGUCCUGCAGCCUUUACCAAAGAGACCAGCUCUAGAGAAGAGCAGCUGGGCCAGUUCGCUCCUUACUCCCAGUUUAUUGCACUACCAACAGGCUUUGGCCAACACACAACUACAACAGCCCACUGCAGCAUUUUAUCCCACAGGUUCUCUCUUGUGCAUGACUCCUGCUAACAGUGUGGUCCCCAUGAUGUACAGUGCUACGCCUGCUACUGUCUCUGCAGCAACUACUCCCGCCACAAGUGUCCCCUACGCAGCAACAGCACCAGCCAAUCAGAUCAUCCUCAAGUAACCAUCAGAAACAGAAGUCAGUGCCAUGUUGCUGCUGAUGAAGUUCCCCAACAGCCUCUCUGUAAAUAUUCUAUUAACGUCACACUCAGUGUACAACAAGCUGCAUGCUCUUAGGAUUACUAAAGAAAAGCCUGCAGACACUAAUUUGAUAUAUGAUGAUCAGUUCUAUUCAUGAGGACUCCCUUAGAGCAUCACAGAAGAUUUGGUGUAUGUACACACUUUUACACCUGUUUAACAUCCAUGUGCAUGACAGUACAUGUUAAUGUCAGGUGUAAAGGGGUCCUUUAUAUUGAAGAUUGUUACUGUUUUAUCAUCACUAUACAGAACUUUUCUUUCCUUCUUGAAUGUUUUAUUUAAACUAAAAAAACAUUUUUGUUUGUUAACGAUUGUCUAUCUAGUACCAGAUUGAAUUAUUUAAAACAAAGCACUUAUUUAAACUCUACACUUCAUAUUAUUAAAUGUAAUUUGACAGCAGGUUUAUGGACAUCCCUUUAAGAUGCUCUCAGAGACGUCCAUCUCUCUACUUGUCCUGGUUUUCCACAUAGAACUGGAUCAGUGCUCCACCUCCUGGUGUGCCUUUGCAUUGCAUAUACAGGUUGUUCUGAGAGAAAAUGCUGUAUAAUCAGUCAGUUUCAGAUACACCUUCUAAAUUGGUUAGUCAAAGAAACACAGUUCAUAUUGUUAACAAUGAUUAUUAUAAACUUACUAGCAAAUCUGUAAGUAGUUUUAACCUGUUCACCUUGGUAUAACAAAUCAGAUACAGUAUAGCAAACCAUGUUUAUAGGAAGAGUCUCUAUAGGCAUUAAAGCUAAUUCAUUAAAAGGGUGUGGAAUUACUACUGCUUAUGUUCACACUAAACUUGUUGUGAUGCUGUAAAAGUUGAGUAUUGUGUGAACUUAAUAUUACAGUCGGACGUCAGAACUGUAUUAUUUGAAUGUUACAAGUGCCUAAAGAACUGUACAUGCAAAGACAUCUACGCAUAUUUAAAAGGCUUUGUGUGGACAUCACUUACUUAAAUCUACUUCUUUAGUCACAGACAUCAGAAAUAAAUGUACAAGUUUUGCGAUGCCAUGUCAGUGCAUUAGUAUUUUGUGCACACCUGAUCAGAUUUAGUCUCGCAGUUAAUUUUUCACUGAUGUUAGGAUGUGUAUGUGUGUACUAUAUAUAAGAAUUAAUAUUGGGUUUUUAUGUUAUUUUGCUUCACUUUUAAGAUGAUAAAGUAGUUUACAGCAAUGUAAAGUACUUUUUGUGGUAUGGUAGACUUUGAGGAGGUAAACAUUUUUAGUACAAAGUAGUUAUGUGUGGUUGAUCCCACAUUAUGCAAGUAUUCAUCUUUGUUUGAAAUUUACAGCAUAUAUAAUGAGCAUUGUAUCUGUUCAAGAGAAUGAUCACUCUCAUGUAUAAUGUUUUAUAAAUGUGUCCCUUUUAAAUUUUAGCUCUUUAUUUUACAAACUCUUUGUACCAAUAUCAAGUUUUUCUUCAACAUAGAGGUUUUGCAUUUCUUUACUUUUUCAUUCUGUUUUUUUCCUUAUGAAUGGUUUUACACUUUAUUCAUAGAAUAUUAAUAUGAGUACACUUGCAUAUUUGACUAGUUUAGAACACUUUUAAAAUGCAUUCUUCUUAUAGUUUAUGAUGAAUGUAAUUUAUUAAACUGACUUUAGCUCUUCUGAGUUCCUCAAAGGACCUUGAUCUAUUACAUUAGCCUAUGAGAAGCCGUUUCGUGUCCAGGAAUUGAAUGUUGGGGAGAAGAGAAGCUGAAGGCUUUUCAUCCUCGUCACUGCCUUGAUACCUGUAAGGGAGAAUGCAAGUUUUGUUUAAGCAAGGCCAUAGAAGUUUUUUUUUUCUCAUGUGAAGAAGUGCGUUGUGCAGCCACAUUGUUUAAAAAAGUAAUGCUGUAGCAGUUUGUCAUUAAAUGAGUCUGAUUAGCAGCUGAGGCAAUUUGAAAAUCCAGAGACUUUUUUUCUUUUUUUAGGUAAUGAAAUUGUUGUCUUUUCCCACAGUAGAAAACUUAUAGUGGACAUGUUUGCUUUAUUAUAGUAUGUAUACAGCAGCAUAAAUUUACAGUAUGUUUGAGGUUAGCCAUUGAUUCAGCAGCUGUUUCAAAGUUAAUUUGGUUUUUUAACAUUAUUGCUUUAACGUUUGGCUUUUCUAAGUUGUAUUAUUUAAUUUCCCUACGAAUCCAAGGCUUUUUUCUGAAUGUUUGUGUCACCUAUUUUGGUUUGAUUUUGGAUUCUCCAUUCAGAAAAAUGUGGACAGGAAGAAUGUUUGGUCUGACUCACUGAUGGAAAUAUUUCUCCUUAGCACUUUCUCAACAGUCAGAUGACUGAGAAAACUUUUUUUUCUUCUUUUUUUGUAAACUCUGCCUUAAAUUUGAACUAUCCCUAAGUUUGUAUGGGUCCAGCUAUUAUGAAUUCCACAACGUUUUUACAACUUUUCUCUUAAAUGCUAAAUAAAUUUUAAGUUCAGCCCCAUAGUUACAGAUUGUUAAACAAAUGCAAACACCAAAAUGCUUUAUGUUGAUCAGACUGGCCAGCUUUUCCACUUAAUAUGAUUGUGACCAAGUCAAAUUAAGCUGCCGUGCAGGUUCCAUCCUGGCAUCAAAUUCCUAUUUUUUAAGUUUUUUGUUUGUUUGUUGUUUUCUUCUUCUUCUUCUUCUUCUUUUUGUGCUGAAUCCAACAUUUCAUGGUGAACAGUUUUGUUCCUGUCAAUUCUAAAUUGUGGAAAAUCUGAUAUAUUGCAAAUAAAUUAAUAAACGUCUUGUUAAUGCAA
Melanotaenia boesemani (Boeseman's rainbowfish) is the source of this 4825-nucleotide messenger RNA. RefSeq names its product muscleblind-like protein 2a. The transcript is spliced from 10 exons. Lineage: Eukaryota; Metazoa; Chordata; Actinopteri; Atheriniformes; Melanotaeniidae. The coding region runs from base 873 to 2057 and encodes 394 amino acids. The record is from RefSeq and is a predicted model, not a curated record. Gene Ontology annotation, molecular function: metal ion binding.